GGCGGAGCAGGAGGAGGUGGCUGGUGUGCGCCCUGGUCCCUUUUACGCACCGGCUGCUGCCUCCUUUGGAGAGCCCAGGGGGACCCUCUGGCCCAGCCUCUCCUGCCCCCUGCCCUGCAGCCCCAGCAGCUUUACUCCAGGCUCCAGAACUAGGGAAGUAGCCGCUCCUCUUGGCCCAAGAGGGAACCACCACAAUGGCCAGCGAUGUGGUGGAAGAUGAGCUGGAAUUCUACUCCAAGGCGGAAAAAUAUUGGAAGGACAUACCGCCCACGGUGGAUGGCAUGUUGGGUGGCUACGGACACAUCUCCAGCAUCGAUAUCAACAGCUCUCGCAAGUUUUUGCUUCGUUUUUUGCGGGAUGGGCCUAACAGGACCGGAACGGCCUGUGCCUUGGACUGUGGGGCCGGCAUUGGCCGCAUCACCAAGCGACUCCUCCUUCCCCUUUUCAAAACAGUGGACAUGGUCGACGUGACAGAGGACUUCCUAAACAAGGCUCGGAGCUAUCUUGGCGAGGAGGGGAGGCGGGUCAGGAACUAUUUCUGUUGCGGCUUGCAGGACUUCAGUCCUGAGCCCAGUGCCUACGACGUCAUAUGGAUCCAGUGGGUGAUAGGACACCUGACAGAUGACCACCUCUCCAGCUUCCUCAAAAGGUGUCGGCUUGGGCUCCAACCCAACGGCAUCAUUGUCAUUAAAGACAAUAUGGCACAAGAAGGAGUCAUUAUGGAUGACGUGGACAGCAGCGUCUGUCGGGACUUAGACGUUGUCUGCAAGAUCAUUCGCCGGGCAGGGCUCAGCCUCCUGGCCCAGGAGAAACAAGAGAACUUCCCUGAUGAGAUCUACCACGUCUACACCUUAGCCAUGAGAUGAACCGCCCUUCCCGCCCUAGAGAUCACGUGUCCCAAAGGAGAACCGGGUCCUGAUCCAGGAAUUCCCAAGAGCCUCUGGAGUGACCUGGGGGUCUGAGACAAAUGACCCCGGGAGACGGUCCGAAAAUCUGGGCGGGUGCAACUUGAACAGUUUUCAUGGAGACUAGCUUUGGAAGGGGGAAGUAAAGUUGAAUCUUGUCUUGUCUUAAGUUGCUGCUGGGUUUUUCCCCCUUUUUAAUGCAAGAAUGUUUGCCAAAUACACUUCUGGGGUUGCAGAGUA
Messenger RNA from Sceloporus undulatus (fence lizard), 1145 nucleotides. RefSeq names its product N-terminal Xaa-Pro-Lys N-methyltransferase 1 (gene NTMT1). The record is from RefSeq and is a predicted model, not a curated record. Lineage: Eukaryota; Metazoa; Chordata; Lepidosauria; Squamata; Phrynosomatidae. Bases 195 to 866 code for a protein of 223 amino acids. Gene Ontology annotation, cellular component: cytoplasm. Gene Ontology annotation, molecular function: N-terminal protein N-methyltransferase activity. The transcript has 4 exons.